Molecule: messenger RNA, 828 nt
Organism: Exophiala aquamarina CBS 119918
Lineage: Eukaryota; Fungi; Ascomycota; Eurotiomycetes; Chaetothyriales; Herpotrichiellaceae
Product: chorismate mutase
Exons: 2
Coding region: 1-828 (275 amino acids)
Biological process (GO): chorismate metabolic process; aromatic amino acid biosynthetic process
Cellular component (GO): cytoplasm
Molecular function (GO): chorismate mutase activity
Source: RefSeq, a predicted model, not a curated record
AUGGAUACAGCAAUUGAUCUGUCCGACGCCUCUAAGGCUUUGGACCUGGCCAAUAUUCGUUUUCAAUUAAUUCGACUAGAAGACACCAUUACCUUUCACCUCAUAGAACGUGUACAGUUUCCUCUAAAUGGCACCAUCUACGAUGCGAAAGCGUUCCCCAUUCCACAGAACAAUCCUAGUCUGCCUGAAAAUCUAUCUCUAGCCGACUAUCUACUCGCCGAGACCGAACGCUUGCACUCCUUGGUCCGACGAUAUGAUGCUCCUGACGAAUAUCCCUUUUUCCCUCAAGUCUUGCUGCGACCCAGGCUUCAACCCAUAGAGUAUCCUAAAAUACUCCACGAUAAUGACGUGAAUGUGAAUGCCAUAAUCAAGGAGAAAUACAUCAAAGAAGUCCUGCCUGAGGCCUGCCGCAAAUUUGACCGGGCGGACCGCGGAGAGACCAAAGAGAAUUAUGGCAGCGCGGCCACCUGUGAUGUGGCCUGUCUGCAGGCUCUGAGUCGAAGGAUCCAUUUUGGGAAAUUUGUGGCCGAGAGCAAGUUCCAGACAGAGACCGAGCGGUUCGUCAGACUCAUCAAGGCUGGGGAUCGUGCGGGAAUCGAUGCUGCAAUCACCAAUGCAAAGGUGGAGCAGCAGGUCCUUGAGCGAUUGAGGCUGAAGGCCAAGACUUAUGGCAAAGACCCUUCAGUCCAAAACAACGGAACUGGUGGUGAGGAGAAGAUCAACAUUGAAGCCGUGGUCAAGAUGUAUGCUCAGGUGGUCAUUCCUUUGACCAAAGUGGUUGAGGUCGAGUACCUCAUGCAGAGAUUGAAGGGUACUCAAUGGGAGUAA